Molecule: messenger RNA, 3660 nt
Organism: Gamsiella multidivaricata
Lineage: Eukaryota; Fungi; Mortierellomycota; Mortierellomycetes; Mortierellales; Mortierellaceae
Exons: 5
Coding region: 155-3442 (1095 amino acids)
Cellular component (GO): extracellular matrix
Molecular function (GO): GPI anchor phospholipase D activity
Source: RefSeq, a predicted model, not a curated record
CUUCCCGCUGUCGCUUUCGCCGUCGUCCCUGUCGACUCUGUCGGCUCAUUCCUUUUGUUCUCAUUCCACUCUGCUCAUUCUCAUUCUCAUUCUACUCUCAAACUCCCUACGACACUUCCUCACCCCCCCGUAUGAUACCCAAGUCACUGACGCCAUGAAAAGACCUGCUCUGCGCUCCGCUAUACACACACUCAGUGUCUCCUCGGCCCUGCUUCUUGUCCUCGUCUCACUCGACCCGCACAGGACAGUCGUCCAAAGCUGCGGUGUCACCAUCCACAACGAGAUCGCCUUCCGCGCCAGUCGCAUCCUCCUCUCAGGGAUCUCAAUAUCAGACUCACAUUCAUCCUCGUAUCCCUCGCAUUCUCAAUCGUAUUCACCUUCACAAUCACACUCAAAAUGGAGUGUCCCAGAGGGCCAGCGUGGGAACUGGUCCAAGGGCCUGUAUGACUACGUCCCGCUACUGGAACAAAAGGAGUCCCUUUUCGCUGGUAGCUUCUUCCCUGACUGGGGCUACAAUUGCAUCGGCAAGCUGUGGAACGAGGCUGCGGAGGAGGCACAUUGGCCACCAUUUGCAGAGGCUGCUGUCAAGUACAUCCUCGAGACUUAUCCAAAACCUUGGACAGACCAUACUAAGGCGUUGAUUGUAUUCCUGUUUGGUACAGUGUCGCAUUCUCUGGGGGACAUGUCCUGGCACGCUCUGCGAGGCCUGGACGCUGGAUUCAUCAGGGCACUGGCCUACACGAGCUUUGAUGGCGAUUAUUCCAAGGGACACACACUGGCUGAUAUUGGCGCCGAAUUCGUCUUGAGCCACAUGAGCGAGAUGGAUCAUCUUGUCACCUCCUGGAAGGUUCCCGUCAAAGACAUCUCUGCCAUCUACAAGCGGAUGGGAUAUUACGUUCCAGGGCCAGUUCUAAGUCACUGCAUGCGAAACGGCUAUGCGGGGGCGCAAGCCAACGCAAGGCUCGGCACCCAGCUCUUCCCUGUGUAUGCAUCAAAGUCGCCAUUCUUGAUUGAACAGGUAGAAAAUUACCCGAUGGGAGGUCUUCGAGACAUGGCAGGGUGGACUAUCGAUUGCUGGAAUGGCCUUGCGGACUAUCUGGACCAGGGGCGCAAAUUACCGGACAACAACAACAGCAGCAAUAGUACGGCCACCUCGUUUGACAUGUGCUAUGCCCUCUCGGACGAGCGGAUAAAGCAAGAGCGCAAGGACGCAAUGGAGAAUAUACGCGAGGGACUAGUCAGGCAUCAGCAUGGGCUCGGCACCAUUACUGAGGGCCCUUCGGCUGUUACGCGGUUGCGCCUUGCUGGCCUGAGAGUCUUAAGCGAAGUUGACGACGACACCGGGAUGGUCACAUUCUCCAUGCUUGGAGCAGAACUAGAAGAAGAGCAGAAACUCAAAUAUGAGGAUAUUAAGACCGAGACUGCGAAAGAGGUUUUUCAGGACGAGCUCAGAGAACAGCCAGACGUCAAGGAUGGGGGUCCAUUCACUCAGUUAUCCCACUCGACCACACAGCAACCUCUAACCUGGAAAAGCCGUGCACGGGAAGAAGAGACAGAGCUACAUCUUCAGCAAUUGAAAUCGGAAGAGCACGCAGAAGGAUCUGGCAUUUGCUUAUCUUUCUCGGACGAGCUCGAAUCACAGGCGCGUACGCUCUUUCUCCCUAUCGAAUACUCCUCUUUUGGACAUGCGGUUGCGACUGGCGACUUUGAUGGGGAUGGAAACACUGAUCUAGUGGUGGCAGCACCACAUGCAACCUUUGAUCCUCUACUACCAUCUCAAGGAUCCGUCUUUAUUGUGCCUGGUCAAUCUCUUUUUGUCGACCAAGGAUCGUUUGAUGGCGAAACCGGUACGGAUAUUCGAUCUAUUGCCUCACGUGUAUUGCUUGGUGACCCUGAAGAGCCACAGUCCCGGUUCGGUUGGUCCCUUGCAGUCGUUGAUCUUAAUCAGGAUGGCAUUGAUGACCUUGCUAUUGGUGCGCCUGGUCAUGGAGCCAAAGAUUUAAAAUACGAUGGGUCCGUCUAUGUCUACUUUGGACACAAGGGUUCUGGACUGAGCGAGAAGCCAGAUCUAGUGAUCCGCCACGACCGUACAAAGGAUGCGAAGCAGAAGAUUCCCAAGGGGAUGGAUACUCUCGGAGGGCUGGGAUACAUUCUUCAAGGGCUGGACUUGACAGGAUCUGGGUACGUGGAUCUAGUGGUUGGAAUGCCCAUGGCCACGACUCGCAUCGAUGAGACAACGGAAAAAUCACCACCAAAUCCUAGCAGCGAUGAUACUGAUGGAGAUAGAACAAACCCUCAGAAGAGGUUCAAGCCACAGGCUGGCAAGAUUCUCGUUUUCUUGGCUCAGACCAAGCACCGUGGUCAUAGGCUGGACACGGAUCACGAUUGGGAAUUGCUCGGUGAGGAUCCGUUUGGAUGGUUCGGGGCAGCGUUCACUGUUGUCUCCCAAAGAGUUCAGCAGGUGAUGACUUCAGGGACGUCAGGCCUGUCCUCUCUUUUGUCAUGGAUUCCUUUAAUACAGCCCAAGCAAUACAGAUCGCGGGCGAUGAAGAAGUCCUAUGAACGAAGAAUACUGGUGGUUGGGUCGCCCGCGUUUGGUGUAGGGGAACAGGAGGCUAUGCGCGGCAAGAUCCAGGGCUUUGUCAUACCCGACUUUUCCAAUUCUUCCCCACCUUUCCAGGCGCCGCAAAGAGUCUUUACCAUCCACGGCGAUAGCAAAUUUCAGCAGCUCGGAUCCAGUCUCGCGAUGAACCGCAUCCCAAAGCCCUCCGCCUUUCAGAGUUCUUCUCAGAUCAAAGGAGAAGCACCGCUCGAACUUUUAGUCGUCGGAUCGCAAUCAGAGGACAUUUUGAGCCGCCUUCCACGGAUCGGUCGCUACUGGCAAGCGGGAAUGGUUCGGAUUUUGGAUAUUUCCGUGUUGUCUGAUGCUUCAGAUGUCAAGAUCUCGGACUUGGAUGCGGAUCCUAAAAUCGUCCGCGACUACUUGCAUGGAUCUCAGUCAAUGGCUCACUUAUCUGCGGCAAUGAAGGUCUCAACAGACGGUAAGAGCCUUUGGCUAACAGAGCCAUACGCGAAAGCUGAGGUCGGUCGUAUCCUAGAAUGGGUGCCAGACCUUGAUGGGGAAGGCGCUGGUGGCGACCGUGUUGGGGGAGGAAGUAGACGAGGCGGAAAGAAGCAAAGAAAAGACAUUGUUGUACUUCGUGGUCGACGUCUAGUUCAUGGAAAUCGUGGCGAUGGCGGGGACGACGAUGACGAUGAUGAUAGCGAUCAGGAUCGGAUCAAGCAGUGCUUCAUUGGAUCGGAUUCAAGAGGGCGGUUUGGAUCGCAGUUGCUAGUUCACGAUCUGAAUAAGGAUGGUUUCGAUGACAUUGUGGUCACCUCCUCGCAUGCCUCUCAGUAUGCAACGAUGGCUGGUACUAUUACCAUUAAGUUCAGGUCCUAGGAGAUAUCGCUCUGUCACAUUCAUGUCGCAAGAGUCAAUUCUUCAUAUCGAAGCAUUAUUUUGUAGUUUUGUAGCCUUGGCAGCGCUGCUAUCCUUAAUGAGCACUGCUUAUAUCCCAUCCCCUCAUUAUAAUCAGUAUUCCAGCUUUUUUGUCCGAUAAAGCAUCAGCUUUCCGUGCCUCAAGCAUAAUGAAGGCGUGUAAGGCGAAGAACCUCAUG